AACCAAAACCACCUGUAAAUUCGCUCACUUUCUCUCUGUAACACUUCCACCUUCCCUCUUUCUCUCUCCUUAAUUUCUCCGGCUGCAAUUUUUCCUUCUCCGGCAGCUCUGCCAUUUCACUGAAAUUGGCGUUUUUUGUCGCCGGGGAAUGGAGCGCUUGUAGAUCCUUUACUGCCAAAGCUGGAUCUAUUAAUGCCUACCCAUGUUCCCAUUGUGAGUUGCCCUUUCUGGGGUUUUCUUCUCUUCAGCUGAAAAGUUCGGUCUGCUGUGAAUUUUAUGUCUUUCGUGGAAGGUAGAUUGGUGCAGAAAGGUUAAACGUGAAACUGUUCUUUGGUUGCGGAGAUUAGUUCUGUGAAUUCUGUUGAAUAAGGGAUUUCUUUCUUUUCCAUGUGUUAAUUUCUUUUCUGGGUUUUGAGUGGUUUUAGUUUGCUGCUAUAGAUUAUCUGAAUGCAUUGCGAUGAUGAGUUCCAAUAUCAGAUCAACUAAAUUUCAGAUUAGCUGGUGAAAGUUGAGAUGAACUUCUGCGUGCGGUCUUGCUAAUUCUGGUCAAUUACUUGCUCUUCACUGAGUUAAAGGAAGUGCCAGGAGUUGCAUGUCAUCAAAGACUUGUGAUUGAGAUUAUCUAAUGAUAGAAAAGGAAUUAAGCAUGGAUAGUGUUAUGCCUAUGGGGUUGUGGAAAUGUUGACACCUGAACUACUACCAUGAGCCAGGCCGAAGUACCAAGGGCGAAGCCGCCUCUUGUUCCACUCGCAACCUUAAUUGGUCGUGAGCUAAGGAACGAGAAGCUUGAGAAACCUUUCGUGAAGUAUGGACAAGCUGCUCUUGCAAAGAAAGGGGAAGAUUACUUCUUAGUAAAAACCGAUUGCCAAAGGAUUCCUGGAAACCCGUCUUCCUCGUUUUCUGUCUUCGCGAUUUUCGAUGGACACAAUGGCAUCUCGGCGGCCAUUUUUGCAAAGGAGCACUUAUUGGACAAUGUUAUGAGUGCAAUCCCUCAAGGAGCUAGCAGAGAAGAAUGGCUUCAAUCCCUUCCCCGAGCCCUAGUUGCUGGUUUUGUGAAGACUGAUAUAGAAUUUCAGCAGAGAGGUGAAACCUCUGGAACGACCGUGACAUUUGUUGUCGUUGAUGGGUGGACGAUUACUGUUGCCUCUGUCGGGGAUUCUCGAUGCAUAUUGGAUACUCAGGGAGGCAUAGUAUCCCUCUUAACGGUUGAUCAUAGGCUUGAAGAGAAUGUGGAAGAGAGGGAGCGUGUGACUGCAAGUGGUGGUGAAGUUGGAAGACUCAAUAUUUUUGGGGGUAAUGAGGUUGGUCCUUUGCGAUGCUGGCCUGGUGGGUUAUGCCUAUCGAGGUCAAUUGGUGACACUGACGUCGGGGAGUAUAUCGUUCCGAUACCGCAUGUUAAACAAGUCAAACUCUCGAAUGCUGGUGGAAGACUGAUCAUUGCUUCAGAUGGUAUCUGGGAUGCUUUAUCUUCCGAUCUGGCUGCCAAGUCUUGUCGAGGUUUACCUGCAGAGCUUGCUGUUAAGUUAGUUGUUAAGGAAGCUUUAAGGUCGAGGGGCUUGAAGGAUGAUACAACAUGUCUUGUUGUUGACAUCAUUCCAUCAGACCGUCCUAUCUUACCCACAACACCCCGGAAAAAGAACAAUAUGCUCACUUCACUCUUCAUUGGAAAGAAAACCCCGAGUUCUACGAACAAGGCAGCGAAUAAGCUUUCAGCAGUCGGUGUUGUCGAAGAGUUGUUUGAAGAGGGUUCCGCUAUGCUUGCAGAGAGACUGGGGAAAGAUUUGCCUUCAGACAGAAAUGCAGGCCUCUAUAGAUGUGCGAUCUGCCAGGUGGACCAAACGCCAGGAGAUGUUUUCUCAGUGAACUCAGGUCCUUUUUUUGCACCUGGAUCAAAGCCAUGGGAAGGUCCCUUCCUGUGCACUAAUUGUCGGAAGAAGAAAGACGCAAUGGAAGGGAAGCGGCCAAGCAGACACACAGUGACUGUGUAAGCAAAGCAAAGCAAAUCAAUCAAUGUCUGGUAACAAGAGUACAUAACCGCCAAAUGUUAUUUCUUUUUUUCCUAGACGGGAGCAUGCUUGAUUUCUUUUUGUUGCGAGCUUCUCGUAUUGAUUUGUAAUCCAAUGUGUAAGAAAUGAGUAGGGUUUUAGAUGGAAUAGGUACUUUGAUCAUUUUCCUUUGUUUUCCCCCCAGUCGUUUGUGCUGCUGUUGAUGAUGCCCGGUUUGUGCCCUCACCCUUUGUAACAGAGGACUGAGUUCGCCUUCUGUCUGGACAGAUAGAGAUGUGGAUUUGUCUUUUGUCAUAGUUUGGUUGAUUGAAUUACUAACAGCUUGAUGAAGAAUUUGUAAGUAAAGAAUUUGAAGGACGAAAUUGCUUUUGCUGACAUAUUUUUACCACCAUAGCAUGCAGAAAGCGUCCUCCUUUGGCUUGAAUUGGGAAGACACAAGCCAAUAUCAACAUCAUAAUUCUUUCACUCGAUUCGUUACAUCAUAGUUC
Molecule: messenger RNA, 2494 nt
Organism: Linum tenue
Lineage: Eukaryota; Viridiplantae; Streptophyta; Magnoliopsida; Malpighiales; Linaceae
Source: the annotation of a GenBank genome assembly